Gordionus sp. m RMFG-2023 is the source of this 1339-nucleotide messenger RNA. RefSeq names its product actin-3-like. The record is from RefSeq and is a predicted model, not a curated record. The transcript is spliced from 5 exons. NCBI's taxonomy places the organism in Eukaryota, Metazoa, Nematomorpha, Gordioida, Chordodea, Parachordodidae. The coding region runs from base 133 to 1263 and encodes 376 amino acids.
UUAUUUUCUUUCCUUUUAUUAUAAAUAACCAAACCAAUCCUUUAAAUUUUUAUCUCGUUUUUCUUAUAUAAUAAAAGAGAAUCUUUUGAUAGCUUAUAUUCUUAAAAUCAAACUAUCCAAAAUCAUUAAAAAAUGUGUGAUGAUGAUGUAGCAGCAUUAGUUGUGGAUAAUGGAUCAGGAAUGUGCAAAGCUGGAUUUGCUGGUGAUGAUGCGCCAAGAGCGGUUUUUCCAUCUAUCGUAGGCAGGCCUCGACAUCAGGGAGUUAUGGUGGGUAUGGGACAAAAAGACAGCUAUGUUGGCGAUGAGGCCCAAAGUAAGAGAGGUAUCCUGACCCUCAAAUAUCCUAUCGAACAUGGUAUUGUUACCAAUUGGGACGACAUGGAAAAGAUUUGGCACCACACCUUUUACAAUGAACUCCGGGUAGCCCCAGAGGAACACCCUGUCUUAUUAACGGAAGCCCCCCUUAACCCCAAAGCCAAUAGGGAAAAGAUGACUCAAAUAAUGUUUGAAACCUUUAACACGCCCGCGAUGUACGUCGCUAUCCAAGCCGUUCUUUCACUAUACGCAUCAGGUCGUACUACGGGGAUUGUUUUGGAUUCUGGCGAUGGUGUCUCGCAUACCGUACCUAUAUAUGAGGGUUAUGCUUUACCUCACGCUAUUCUUAGAUUGGAUUUAGCUGGGCGUGAUUUGACCGAUUAUCUUAUGAAGAUAUUGACGGAGCGUGGAUAUUCUUUCACUACCACUGCCGAAAGAGAAAUUGUGAGAGAUAUCAAGGAAAAGUUGUGUUACGUAGCUCUCGACUUUGAACAAGAGAUGGCCACCGCCGCAUCUUCCAGUUCCCUUGAAAAGAGCUAUGAACUGCCCGAUGGUCAAGUCAUUACCAUUGGAAAUGAACGUUUCAGGUGUCCAGAAGCUUUAUUCCAACCAUCUUUCCUUGGCAUGGAAUCGACUGGAAUUCAUGAAACAACUUAUAAUUCCAUAAUGAAAUGUGACGUGGAUAUUCGUAAGGACUUAUACGCCAAUACUGUUCUUUCUGGUGGUUCCACCAUGUUUCCGGGCAUAGCCGAUAGAAUGCAAAAAGAGAUUACUUCCCUAGCUCCCAGCACUAUGAAAAUAAAGAUCAUUGCCCCACCUGAGAGGAAAUAUUCUGUUUGGAUUGGUGGUUCCAUCCUUGCCUCCCUUUCUACCUUCCAACAGAUGUGGAUUAGCAAACAAGAGUAUGACGAGAGUGGCCCAAGCAUAGUUCACAGAAAAUGCUUCUAAAUUUUUGGCUUAUUUCUAACCCAAACCUUAUAAAAUAUUAUAUUUUUUAAUUUACCUAACAUUCCUAUUUAUUUUU